AUGACGAUCAAUACCAUAGAACCGGUUGAAAAGCUGCCUUUGAAAGGCGCUGGGAUCGCCAAUUCUGUAUUGGAAGUUAGUGAUUCUUCGUCAACCUCUGCCCAGGAAGAGUAUAUUGAUAUUACGGUCAAGUUGACCCCAGAAGAAAUCCAAAGAAGACUGACUUUAUGGUUCAAGAUCAAGCUCUUUCUCUGGGACUCGACGGAUAAGCAUCCCAAAGAGCGGGUUUUUCUUGGAAAAUUGGACUUUUUCUUACUCAGUUCUGCCAUGCUUGGAUACUUCAUCAAGACCCUCAACCAGCAAAAUGUCCAAACUGCCUAUGUCAAUGGUAUGAAAGAGUACUACGAGAUGAACCAAAACCAGUUGAAUUACUUGACCACAUUGUGGACGGUUGGGUAUAUUGUGGGCCAAAUACCUUCCAAUUUGAUUCUUCAUCGAAUCAGUGCCAGAUUCUAUCUUGGUGGAUUGGAGCUCAUUUGGGCAUUUUUAACGAUAAUGAUGAUAACGUGCAAGUCACUCCAUGGGUUAUAUGCAAUUAGGUUUCUUCUAGGAUUGACAGAGGCAGGUUAUUUUCCGGGUUUGGAGUACUUACUUGGUUCGUGGUACUCAAGAAAGGAAUUGACAAAAAGAUCAACUUUUUUCGCAGUCGCUGGAGUAGCCGCCGGGAUGGUUUCAGGUCCCUUACAACAAGCUAUUUUGGGCAGAUUUUCACAUACACAUCUUCCAGCGUUCAAAUGGAUGUUUGUGUUUGACGCUGUCAUUUCGUUUCCAGUUGCAUUCUACACCAUGUUGGUGGACCCCAAUACCCCAUCUAGCACAACUGCGUGGUACUUCACAAAAGAAGAAAAGUUGAUUGGUUUGGAAAGAAGAAGAAGAGUGGGUGCUCAAUUGAACACAAGACAGAAGUAUACCUGGAAGAAAAUCAAGUCCUUCUUCAAUACCUGGCACAUUUUUGUCUUUCCAUUCAUUUUUUUGGCUUACAACAACUCAUGUAUCAUUCUGUCGCAGCCAACUUUUACCACCUGGAUGAAAUAUUCUUUACAUGCCAGUCCCAAAACUUAUAAUACGAUGCCUUCGGCAGUCAAUGGAACUGGAAUUGGCCUCGCUAUCAUCUUUGCUUACCUUAAUGAUUCUCUAGGAGGCAGAAAAAAUUACAUUUUUGUGAGUGCCUUUUUUAUUUCUGUCAUUAUAGCCUGUUCCUCUUUGGCAUACUGGGACUUGCCUCGGGGAUACCAUUGGUUUACUUACUUUCUUGCCGGAGCUGCGGCGGCGUGGGGCCAGCCUCAGAUUUUUUCUUGGGUCAAUAGACUGCUUUUUGCUGAUGACAUGAAGAGAAAUUUUGUGGUUGUAUUGACCAACAAUUUGGCUUAUGUUACCAAUGCUUUCGUUCCCAUAUUUGUAUGGAAUAACCAGGAUGCUCCUCGCUACUUUAUUGGGUACAGCUAUACGGCAACUCUUAGUUCCGUGGGAUUGAUCUUGACGGCUGUUGCAUACUAUUUGUCUCGUCGCGAUGAAGUCCAAGAAGACAAAAAAGAGGUGGAAGUGUUGGAGUGA
Messenger RNA from Meyerozyma guilliermondii ATCC 6260, 1554 nucleotides. RefSeq lists its product as uncharacterized. The transcript has a single exon. The record is from RefSeq and is a predicted model, not a curated record. Gene Ontology annotation, molecular function: transmembrane transporter activity. Gene Ontology annotation, cellular component: membrane. Gene Ontology annotation, biological process: transmembrane transport. NCBI's taxonomy places the organism in Eukaryota, Fungi, Ascomycota, Pichiomycetes, Serinales, Debaryomycetaceae. Bases 1 to 1554 code for a protein of 517 amino acids.